AUGUUUCGUCUCCCAACUGCGCACAGCACUCUUCGCCGAGCCCAAUAUCAUACAGUGAGCAAGGCCGGCAAAGUAGUGUCCACUCCUCCCCGACGAUGCCUUGCUACGGUCACCCAAGAUCCUUUCCAGCCAGUCUCUAGGCCUGCUUCUCGUGGCCCGCAAUGGUUUCCGUAUGAGGAGCACUACGAGGGCGUGAUAACGCGCAAGAAGACCGACAAGUCCUACCGUUGGUUCCGGAACGUCAACCGUCUUGCACAGGAGUUUCCGUACGCCCAUUCCGCCGAUGAACACAGUCGAGUAGAUGUGUGGUGUACCAAUGACUACCUUGGAAUGGGUGGUAACCCUGAAGUUAUCCAGACCAUGCAUGCAGUGCUGGACAAGUACGGAGCUUGCUCCGGAGGCUCUCGGAAUAUUUCCGGUCACAAUAAACAUGCUAUCGCCUUAGAAGAUACACUCGCACGGUUGCAUCACAAGGAAGCCUCGUUGUAUCUGAACUCAGGGUACACGGCCAAUGAUUGUGCGUUGACGGUCCUUGGUUCUCAGCUUCCCGGCUGCGUCUUCCUCUCCGACGCAUCGAACCACGCCUCGAUCAUCGAGGGAAUCCGUCACUCUGGAGCAUCGAAGAUGAUCUGGGGUCAUAACGAUCUCGAGGACCUGGAGAACAAGCUGAAGUCCAUCCCCAAGGACACUCCCAAGAUCAUUGUGUUCGAGUCUGUUUACUCCAUGUGUGGCACGGUGAGCCCGAUUGAGAAAAUCUGCGACCUCGCAGAGAAGUACGGCGCUAUCACCUACAUCGACGAAGUCCAUGCCCUCGGCCUGUACGGGCCACACGGUGCUGGCGUCGCAGAGCAUCUCGACUACGAGGCCCACCGCACAGGACGGCCACAGGGGACCGUCAUGGACCGGAUCGACAUCUUCGCCGGUGCACUCGGCAAGGGUUUCGGCACAAUGGGUGGGUAUGUCGCCGGCUCAGCGGCGCUCAUCGACAUGAUCCGAUCUGUGUCUUCGGGCUUCAUCUUCACCACAGCACAGCCACCCCCAAUCAUGGCCGGGGCUAAAGCGGCCAUUGACUUCCAGCGACGUAACCCCCAGAGUCGCAUGGAGUUACAGCGCAAUGUGCGGGCUGUCAAGAAGGCGUUCCGCGAGCACGGGCUCCCCGUUCUGCCCAACCAGUCACAUAUUGUUCCCUUGAUGGUCGGUGACUCGGCAAAGUGUCAGCAGGUCGCCGAUAUCCUGUUUGACGAAUAUCAGAUCUACGCCCAGCCGAUCAAUAAUCCUAGUGUUCCUCGGGGACAAGAGCGUUUGCGCAUCUCGCCGACUGCCUCGCAUACUCCCGCGCAGCAACAGCAUCUGCUGUCGUCGGUGGUGGAAAUAUGGGGUCGACUUGGAUUGCCUACUCUUCGGGACUGGGAACGGGAUGUGGACGGCAAGGUCAAGCUUGACUGGGAUCCUGCUCGCGUGGGGUCACCGGUGUGGUCUAAUGAGCAGCUGGAUGUGGCUCCCAGAGAGUUGCUGUUUGAUCCGAGCACAUCGUCCGUGACUCUUGAGGAUACACGUCUGGGGCAGUGA
Aspergillus campestris IBT 28561 is the source of this 1569-nucleotide messenger RNA. Its product is annotated as 5-aminolevulinate synthase. Gene Ontology annotation, cellular component: mitochondrion. Bases 1 to 1569 code for a protein of 522 amino acids. Gene Ontology annotation, biological process: heme biosynthetic process. The transcript has 4 exons. NCBI's taxonomy places the organism in Eukaryota, Fungi, Ascomycota, Eurotiomycetes, Eurotiales, Aspergillaceae. The record is from RefSeq and is a predicted model, not a curated record. Gene Ontology annotation, molecular function: pyridoxal phosphate binding; 5-aminolevulinate synthase activity.